AUGGCCCAAUCUGGAGACAAUGCCCACCUCUACGGGAUUGUGGACAUGGGGAGCAACGGCAUCCGAUUCUCCAUAACUGACACUUCUCCGUCAACCGCCCGAAUCAUGCCAACGGUCUACCAAGACCGGGCCGGGAUAUCUCUAUACGACGCGCAGUUCUCUGGCGGCAGCGGUACCAGGCUCCCAAUCCCAGCUGAGAUUGUCGAGGAAGUCGUGGGGCGGCUUAUUCGAUUCCAAGGAGUCUGCGAGGACUUCCAAGUCCCGCGGGGAAAUGUCUACGUGCUUGCCACCGAAGCAACGCGUACAGCACCGAAUUCCGAGACCUUCAGGGCCCGUAUCAAAGAGCAGACUGGAUGGGAAGUGCGUCUUCUAUCGAAAGAGGACGAGGGGCGGAUUGGCGCGUUGGGAAUUUCGAGUAGCUCGCGCGCCGUUGCUGGGCUUGCGAUGGAUUUGGGCGGUGGGAGUACGCAGAUUACGUGGGUGAUUGCUAAGGACGGAGUUGUGACUACUUGCCCCAAGGGUUCUUUUAGUUUUCCCUACGGGGCUGCGGCGCUGAGUGCCAGGUUAAAGCAGGCUAAGGUUGCUGGAAAGAAGGCUGAGAAGGCAUUAAGGGAGGAGAUGAAGGAGAAUUUCCAGAAAGCUUAUGAGGAGCUUGAGAUCCCGCAGUCUCUGAUAGAGAGUAGCAAAGCGGAGGGGAGGUUUGAUCUCUAUCUUUGUGGUGGGGGGUUUAGGGGUUGGGGGUAUGUCUUGAUGAAGCAGGCUGGGGUUAGCCCGUACCCGAUUCCGAUCAUCAACGGGUUUCGGGCCAGGAGGGAGGAUUUCCAUAACACAGCAGCCGUUCUACAUGAAGUAUCGGAUUCAGAGAAGAUAUUUGGGGUAUCGAAACGCCGCGCAUCGCAGGUUCCGGCCGUUGCUGCGUUGAUAGACGUGCUCAUGGAUGCCUUGCCAGCGAUUACGCAUAUCCAGUUUUGCCAGGGAGGUGUCCGCGAAGGCUUUCUGUUCGACAAGCUCCCACAGGAGGUUCGCGCUCAAGAUCCUCUCCUAGCUGCGACUAUGCAGUAUGCACCUCCGUCCUCGGAUGACAUCAAGAGGCUGCUCCUGUCCGCGUUGCCGAAGAACGCAUCUCCGAUUGAGUCCUCCAAACCACCUUCGUCCUUAUCCCCACAAUUUCUUGCUGCCAUCUCCAACAUUCUCUUUGCUCAUUCUCGGGUGCCUAGAGAGUCUCGUACUGCAGCUGCAUUACACAGUACAACGACAGGAUUGCUAGCCUCCACCAACAGCAUAUCCCACGCCGAGCGAGCGAUGAUGGCGCUUAUACUGGCCGAGCGCUGGGCAGGGGACCUGGCACCAACAGAGGAGGCGUACCAAAAGAACCUGAUGCAGUGUGUCUCCGCACAAGAAGCAUGGUGGUGUCAAUAUCUUGGCCGGGUUGCAGGUUUAAUUGGAGAGGUAUAUCCAGCGGGCCGCGUGUCCGAGACACACUGGAGGGUACAGGUGGAGACCGAGUGGGAUCAAGUCAUCAAAAAGAAGGAGAAACGAGAUUUGCUGCGACUCAAAGUCCAAUGGAAUCGAGACACAGCGGCGACGUCGGGAAUCACAGAACACUGGUUGUGGGAUCGAGUGGAGAAGGUCGAGAAAGCUGGGAAGAAGAAGAGCUGGGUCCGGGCGUAUGGGGUCCGGUUGGACGUGGUCGUGUGUUAG
Molecule: messenger RNA, 1701 nt
Organism: Aspergillus puulaauensis
Lineage: Eukaryota; Fungi; Ascomycota; Eurotiomycetes; Eurotiales; Aspergillaceae
Product: retrograde regulation protein 2
Exons: 2
Coding region: 1-1701 (566 amino acids)
Biological process (GO): regulation of transcription by RNA polymerase II
Source: RefSeq, a predicted model, not a curated record